AUGCCGUCUCCGGUGUCCGUGGUCUGCGUGGGCAUGGCAGGCUCAGGAAAGACGACGUUUAUGCAGAGAAUUAACUCCCAUCUUCACGAAAAGAAUACGGUGCCAUAUGUCCUCAACCUCGACCCAGCGGUGCAUUCUGUGCCCUUCGAUAGCAACAUUGAUAUCCGGGAUUCGAUCAACUACAAGGAAGUGAUGAAACAGUACAACCUUGGCCCCAACGGAGGCAUCUUGACCUCCCUCAACCUGUUCGCCACCAAGGUCGACCAAAUCAUCUCUCUCCUGGAAAAGCGCACUGCUCCGAAUCCCGAAAACCCUUCCGCAAAGCCCAUCGAACACAUUCUGAUCGACACCCCUGGCCAAAUUGAAGUUUUCGUCUGGAGUGCCUCGGGUAGUAUUCUUCUCGAGACUCUCGCAUCAUCAUUCCCGACAGUCAUCGCAUAUAUCAUCGACACACCCCGUGCCAGCUCUACCAGUACCUUUAUGAGCAACAUGCUUUACGCAUGCAGUAUCUUGUACAAGACCAAGCUACCCAUGAUCCUCGUUUUCAACAAGACCGAUGUCAAGGACGCUGAAUUUGCCAAGGAAUGGAUGACCGACUUUGAUGCAUUCCAGCAGGCUUUGCGACAGGAAGAAGAAGCAGGCGCCUUCGGAACCGAAGGUGGUGCUGGCGGCUUCGGCUCCGGUAGUGGAUACAUGGGAUCUCUGCUGAACAGCAUGAGUCUGAUGCUGGAGGAGUUCUACCGCCACUUGAGCGUUGUUGGUGUCAGCUCCAUGACCGGCGACGGUGUCGACGAGUUCUUCGAGGCCGUGGAAACCAAGCGACAGGAGUUCGAGCGUGAUUACAAACCCGAGCUGGAGCGCAAGAAGAAGGAGCGGGAAGAGCAGAAAGAAUCCCAGCGGGAGCUUGAACUCGGAAAACUAAUGAAGGAUAUGAGCGUCUCUGGAUCUAGCGCACGGACACAGAAAGGUCCUAGCCACGAGCCUGAGACUGUCAGUGAGGCCGAAGAUGAUGAAGACGAUAUUAUCAAGCGCGGCUUGGCUGAUGGCGAGGCUGAUAGUGACUAUGAAGACUAUGAGGGAGCUGAUGCGGGCAACGAUGAGGGUCUCUCCCAGCGUUACAAGGAAGCACUUUCCGGUUCACAGAGUGCCCCUUCAAACCAGGACAACAGCUUCACAAGAUAUUUGCGCGCGAGCCAAAUGGGCCAGUGA
Penicillium arizonense is the source of this 1209-nucleotide messenger RNA. Its product is annotated as putative ATP binding protein. Gene Ontology annotation, molecular function: GTPase activity. The record is from RefSeq and is a predicted model, not a curated record. The transcript has 2 exons. Lineage: Eukaryota; Fungi; Ascomycota; Eurotiomycetes; Eurotiales; Aspergillaceae. Bases 1 to 1209 code for a protein of 402 amino acids.